This is a messenger RNA of Marmota monax (woodchuck), 2306 nucleotides long. RefSeq names its product proton-coupled zinc antiporter SLC30A9, mitochondrial. Gene Ontology annotation, biological process: zinc ion transport; positive regulation of transcription by RNA polymerase II; transmembrane transport. Lineage: Eukaryota; Metazoa; Chordata; Mammalia; Rodentia; Sciuridae. The coding region runs from base 130 to 1842 and encodes 570 amino acids. Gene Ontology annotation, cellular component: membrane; nucleus. The transcript has a single exon. Gene Ontology annotation, molecular function: monoatomic cation transmembrane transporter activity. The record is from RefSeq and is a predicted model, not a curated record.
CGCUAAGAGGCCGCCUUCGGCGGCGCAGGCAUCCGUGUUUGCUGGUGUCCAGUCUAUGGAGGCAGUUGGUGCUGGCGGCGGCGCCGAGGCAGGAGGCGGUGUCCGAGUAGGGGCCUCUGCCCCGCCAGGAUGUUACCGGGCUUGGCCGCCGCCGCUGCGGCCUGCAGAUGUAGCUGGUCCUCUUUCUGCCGGCUUCAUCUGCGCUGCCCGGCAGCGGCCCGUGGCUCCAGCGACCGCCACGAAUGGCGGAAUUUAGUGACAACUGGAAGUUUUGCAUACAUGGUUCCCUAUAGUCACCCACAUAUUUGUGUACUGAGUCAAGUAAAGUUGUACUCUACAAAUGUUCAGAAAGAAGGACAGGGAUCACAAACUCUCAGAGUGGAAAAAGUACCAUCAUUAGAUGAAUCAGCAGAAAAUAUUGGCGCAGAACUCAAAGCCCCACUUAAGCAAGAACCUCUCCAAGUAAGAGUCAAAGCAGUCCUUAAAAAAAGGGAAUAUGGAUCAAAAUACACUCAGAAUAAUUUCAUCACUGGAGUCAGAGCAAUGAAUGAGUUCUGCCUUAAGCCCAGUGAUCUAGAACAGCUCCGAAAAAUCAGACGACGAAGUCCCCAUGAAGAUACUGAGUCCUUUACUGUGUACUUGAGAUCAGACGUGGAGGCAAAAUCCUUGGAAGUUUGGGGAAGCCCUGAAGCUCUUGCCAGAGAGAAGAAACUUCGUAAGGAAGCAGAAAUCGAAUACAGAGAACGGCUGUUUAGAAAUCAAAAGAUAUUAAAAGAAUAUAGAGAUUUCUUGGGAAACACCAAGCCACGUUCCAGAACAGCAUCAGUGUUCUUUAAGGGACCAGGAAAAGUGGUGAUGGUUGCCAUUUGCAUCAAUGGUUUAAACUGCUUCUUUAAAUUCCUUGCCUGGAUUUAUACGGGUUCAGCAAGUAUGUUUUCAGAAGCUAUACACUCAUUAUCUGAUACUUGUAACCAGGGUUUACUAGCAUUGGGCAUCAGUAAGUCUGUUCAAACACCAGAUUCUACUCAUCCGUAUGGAUUUUCAAACAUGCGCUAUAUUUCUUCACUAAUUAGUGGUGUUGGUAUUUUCAUGAUGGGUGCAGGACUCUCUUGGUACCAUGGAGUUAUGGGAUUGCUUCAUCCUCAACCAAUGGAAUCCCUUCUAUGGGCAUAUUGUAUUUUAGCAGGAUCAUUGAUAUCUGAAGGAGCAACACUUCUUGUUGCAGUAAAUGAACUUCGUAGGAGUGCUCAGGCCAAAGGAAUGUCAUUUUAUAAAUAUGUAAUGGAAAGUCGUGAUCCUAGUACAAAUGUUAUAUUAUUGGAGGAUACUGCAGCAGUCUUGGGAGUGACAAUAGCAGCCACUUGCAUGGGUCUUACUUCUAUAACAGGCAAUCCAUUGUAUGACAGCCUAGGUUCGUUGGGUGUGGGCACCUUAUUAGGCGUGGUCUCAGCAUUCCUCAUCUACACCAACACAGAAGCACUCUUGGGACGAUCCAUACAACCAGAGCAAGUUCAGCGGCUUACUGAACUCCUGGAGAAUGACCCAUCAGUAAGGGCAAUUCAUGAUGUUAAAGCCACAGAUCUGGGAUUAGGUAAAGUAAGAUUUAAGGCAGAAGUAGAUUUUGAUGGACGAGUUGUUACAAGAUCAUAUUUGGAAAAACAAGAUUUUGACCAAAUGCUACAAGAAAUUCAAGAAGUGAAAACUCCUGAAGAGCUAGAGACCUUUAUGCUUAAACAUGGAGAAAAUAUUAUUGAUACAUUAGGAGCUGAAGUAGAUAGACUUGAGAAGGAACUGAAAAAACGAAAUCCUGAAGUUCGGCAUGUAGAUUUGGAGAUACUUUAACCUUGAUGGGGUCUUGGAAAUGAGCUUGUCAAGCCAUUCUACAAAGCACGUUUUCCUGCUUCUUCCCAUACUAAAGGAGUCAGCGCCAUUCAGAAGCCAUUUCCUUUUUCAAGACAGAGGAAAUAUUUUAUGUAAAGAGCAAUUGAACAGGCCACAGAACUAAAACUUUUUUCUUCUAAUCAUGUUUUUUGUGCUUCAGUAGGGGACACUUUGGUUAUUUCAGUUGUUCAUAAUUUCAUUUUAGCCUGUCAGUGUGUAUUAUACCUUGCAAUCAUGUUUCCUUUCUUCACAUUGGUAAAAAAUAAGUGGCAUCCAUAGGAUUAUAACUUUUAAUUUUGUUCCUACUGAAGAUUUUACUCCAUCAAAAUCUGCCAAUCUUGACUAUUCUGGCUAAAUUUGGUUCAGGGUUUAUAAACAGUCACUCUCUUUCAAAGUCUGUCUUUCCUAAUACAAUGUAGAAAUUA